This is a messenger RNA of Caenorhabditis briggsae, 1005 nucleotides long. The transcript is spliced from 6 exons. Gene Ontology annotation, molecular function: protein serine/threonine phosphatase activity. Gene Ontology annotation, cellular component: cytoplasm; nucleus. Bases 1 to 1005 code for a protein of 334 amino acids. The record is from RefSeq and is a predicted model, not a curated record. NCBI's taxonomy places the organism in Eukaryota, Metazoa, Nematoda, Chromadorea, Rhabditida, Rhabditidae.
AUGGGCGACGACUUUCCAGUUGGCGAAGCGCAGGGUAGCCUGAAGGCUCCUAUUGCAGAAGGCGCCGAACUUCCGACAAAUGGAAAAGUCUACGAGUUUUUACGAUCAAUGAUCAAUCGAUUAGUCGAUGAAUGGAUGCCUGGCGUGUGUCAGACGCUGAUUGAGGAGAGGGAAUACAUCGAGUUGUGCUAUCGAGCGAGAGAGGCGUUUUGGGCGGAUAAAGUUUGGUUGGAGAUCGAGCCACCAAUCACAAUUUGUGGCGACAUCCAUGGACAGUAUGAGGAUUUAUUGGCAAUGCUCAGCAUGUUCAGUUUUCCACCACAUUUUCCACUCGACAAAGAUUCGAAAGUUUCGUCACCUCCUCAGAGAUACCUCUUCCUGGGUGAUUAUGUGGAUCGUGGUCCCUUCUCCAUCGAAACAAUGUCCCUUCUGUUUGCACUUCGCCUACUGUACCCUGACAAAUUCUAUCUGCUACGCGGUAACCAUGAAUGUCGUGCCGUCAACACACAAUACGGAUUCUAUUUCGAAUGCAACAAAAGAUUCUCCAUCAAUUUGUACGAGGCAUUUCAGUACACUUUUAACUGUAUGCCUAUUUGUGCUAGAGUCGGAAAACGAAUUCUGUGUAUGCAUGGAGGAAUCUCAGCAGACCUAUUGAACGUGGAAGACCUAGAAGUGAUACCUCGUCCAUUCGAGAUCGCCGAUCAGGGAGUGCCGUCCGAUUUGUGUUGGUCCGAUCCGACGGAACUCAUCAAAGGGGAGGCGCUGGACGAUUUUUUGGCACGCCACGAACUGGAGAUGAUUGUUCGUGCGCAUCAAGUCGUCAUGGAUGGAUAUGAAUUUUUUGGUGACAGAAAGUUGGUCACAAUUUUCUCGGCACCAAGUUAUUGUGGUCAUUUUGAUAAUUUCGGAGCUGUGAUGCAUGUCAAUGAGAAACUAAACAAGGUCAUGACCAAUCGUGAGGCAGCGGCUAAGGCGGACAAGAUAAAAAGGAGCGAAGAAGAGUGA